Messenger RNA from Leucoraja erinaceus (little skate), 8815 nucleotides. RefSeq names its product CREB-binding protein-like. Gene Ontology annotation, biological process: positive regulation of transcription by RNA polymerase II. Gene Ontology annotation, cellular component: histone acetyltransferase complex; transcription regulator complex; nucleus. Gene Ontology annotation, molecular function: histone acetyltransferase activity; transcription coactivator activity; protein binding. The coding region runs from base 674 to 8029 and encodes 2451 amino acids. Lineage: Eukaryota; Metazoa; Chordata; Chondrichthyes; Rajiformes; Rajidae. The transcript is spliced from 31 exons. The record is from RefSeq and is a predicted model, not a curated record.
GGAACGUCAGGAGGAAAAAAAACUUUAAGAUCAACAGCCGCCAUUUUGGUGGAGAUUUUCGUCCGAAAUUUCGGAAGAAUUUAUCGGCGUCGGGAGCUACGCUGGCCGCCCUGCGGAUUCCCCAGUGCGCGCACUCGGCUCCGAAAUCCACCUGGCCGUCAAACUAGCGCCGGUCCGGGCGCCUGUCUCCGGGGGGUAAAGCGACAGGAGGAAGGGGAGCGGGUGAGGGGGGUUCAAUCCCUACCCCCUCGGUUGAGCCGGACUGACUCUCCAGGCCAAGUAUUGUUUUCAUCGCCUCAGCCGGCAGCGACCCGGCGGCAGUCCCCGGCCUGGCCUGGGCCCCGCGGCCCACAAUGAGGCCUGACUGACCGCCUUCGGUCCCCCCCCCCCCCUUACAACCCAGAAAAAAAACAUUUAUUUUUGUAAAAGUGUAAAUAUAUGUGAAGGGGGACCAGUAGGGAAUCGAUUUGAAUUGUUCCUAAGUGUGAGGGGAGUGCAGAAUGGCGGCGCGGUGGGGGUGAGGAGCCGGCGGUAAGCUCAGGCCCCGGGGCUUGGCAGGGACGCUGCUGCGGCGGCCUCCGUCUCCCCACCCCCUUCCCUCACCUCUCCAUGUUUAUCACAUGAAACGCGCUAGAAAGUAGCAGUAAUAUAUAAAGCAUAACGCAAAGAUAAAAUGGCCGAGAAUCUUCUGGAUGGACCACCGUCUGCCAAGCGGCCCAAACUCAACUCGCCGGCGCGCUCGGCUAGUGACAGCACAGAUUUUGGAUUGUCGUUUGAUUUAGAAAAUGAUUUACCUGAUGAGUUGAUCAGAACAUCUGAUUCUUUCGGACUGCCCAACGGUGGUGAGUUAGGCCAGCUGAGCAAUGUCAUUGGUCAGGAUGCUGCUUCCAAACACAAGCAGCUCUCGGAACUUCUGCGUGCUGGCAGUGGCUCCAGUCUCACUGCAGGGCUGAUCAAUGUGAACUCCAACAACAAUCCUGGUAGAUCAAUGGACAAUUCUGUCCAGAGCCAGCAGAAUAGCUCCAAUGUAAGCAACAUGGGCAAAGGCUCUCACAAUCAGGGGCUGACUUCCCCUUCCAAUCUGGGACUGGCAGCCAGUGGUUCGAGUUCUUCAACAUCUGGCUCUCAAGCACUGAACACACAAGCACAAAAACACGGAGAGCCGAAACAUCAUAACGCUGCAGCGUCGGGUUUGGUGUCUGCCAGCGGCAACCUGACGGCUCAGAGCGGGAUCGGCAUCAACAACAAUCUCAGUCACACACACCAAGCUCUACUGGGCAGCAACAGUAGCCAAGGUCUGAUGCAGCAAUCACAGCAAGGCCAGGGACAGGUGCUGAAUGGAUCGUUGGGUGCUGCCGGCAGGGGCCGUGGGGGAACGCAGUAUUCAAAUUCUGGCAGUGUGUUAGCGGAGACUCUAGCCCAGGGAUCGGCACACGUGGGUCUGAAUGCACAGCAAGCUGGGGCGAUGGCAAAAAUGGGAAUAUCAGGUAAUACAAGCCUAUUCGGACAAGGAUAUGGUCAAGCAGGUGGACAGCAGUUAGGCGCUACAGGGGUUGGACCUCAAUUGCAAAACAAAAGUGGCCUUUCGAAUAGUCUGCCUCCAUUUCCAGCUGAUUUAAAGGGUACUCAAGUUACAAAUGUGCCGAACAUGGUUCAGCAAGUAGGAAUGGUACAAGUACCAUCCCAGGUGCCAACACAAGGAAUGGGAUCGGCACCAACUGCAGAUCCAGAAAAACGCAAACUGAUACAGCAGCAGCUGGUCCUACUGCUUCAUGCCCACAAAUGUCAGCGGAGGGAACAGGCAAAUGGUGAGGUGCGGCCCUGCGCACUACCACACUGCCGAACCAUGAAAAACGUCCUGAAUCACAUGACUCACUGUCAAGCAGGCAAGUCCUGCCAGGUUGCUCACUGUGCAUCAUCAAGACAGAUCAUUUCUCACUGGAAAAACUGCACUCGACAUGACUGUCCUGUAUGUCUACCCCUGAAAAACGCCAGUGACAAGAGGAAUCAGCAGACCCUAUUAGGCUCUUUGCCAAGUGGAUUACCAAAUACAGUGGGUUCAGUUGGGAGUAGUCCACAAGGCACAUCCAGCAAUUCAAAUCCUAUCGACCCCAGUUCAAUGCAGAGAGCAUACGCCGCACUUGGUCUGCCCUAUGGUAACCAACCACAAGCGCAGUCACAGCCUCAGGUACAAGGCCAGCAGACAGCACAGUCUCAAGUCCAUCAGUCAAUGAGGCCAAACCCUUUGGGUACGAAUCAGAUGAAUGUGGUUGGAGGGAUGGGUGUUCCAACGCCUGAUCAGUCAAACCUGAUGUCUGACUCUGCUCUUCCACCUUCCCUUGCUACACCAAACCAAAUAAUGAAUGAUGGCACAAAUGUUGGUAAUGUAAGCACGUUGCCGACUGCAGCACCUUCCACUAGUGGUGUUCGAAAACCAUGGCACGAACACGUAACUCAAGAUUUGCGCAAUCACCUAGUUCAUAAACUAGUGCAAGCCAUAUUUCCAACCCCUGACCCAGCAGCACUGAAGGAUCGUCGCAUGGAAAACCUUGUGGCGUACGCUCGGAAAGUGGAAGGAGAUAUGUAUGAAUCUGCAAACAGUAGGGAUGAAUACUAUCACUUACUUGCAGAGAAGAUUUACAAGAUUCAGAAAGAGCUAGAGGAAAAAAGACGGUCUCGACUUCAAAAACAGCAGCAGGGAAUAUUGCCAAAUCAGGGUGCCUUGACAGGACCAGGAGGACAACCACCUGGUAUGUCACAGACACCAGGUAUGGCUCAGGUCCAGUCUGUCCGACCACCCAAUGGACCCUUGUCUAUGCCAAAUGUGCCAAAUCAAAUCAUAAAUCGCAUGCCUGGGUCUCAAGGUAUGAACCAGUUUGGGCCCAUGUCUUUGGGGAAUGUUCAGAUGCCACAGGGACCCAUAGGACCACGUGCAACUCCUCCCAUGAACCAUAAUGUACAGAUGGGCAUGUCACCUUCCCGACUAUCAAAUCCUCAAGGUCUGAUGGGAGUGCAUGCCAACAACAUUGGUCAGCCUUCUCCCCAAAACCAGUUUCUGAAUCAGAACCAGUUUCCUCCAGCCUCUGGUGGAAUGAAUGUGAAUAAUGUGGGGAUUUCUCAACCUGCAAACCAGCCUGGAAUGAAUCAGACACAGGCCCCUGGAACCACCCUGCCUUUGAACAAUACUGUAAACAUGAUUGGACUAUCGGGUGCUCAGAUGCAUUGUCCACCGGUAUCUCAGCCAACUCUCCGGCAAACUCCUUCCCCCGCCUCCAUCUCUGCCUCUGCCGUUGCCACAGCUGCUGGAAGUAUACCAUCCAUCCAGCAUUCGGCCCCUUCUGGCAUGACUUCUCCUCAACCGGCAACUUCCCAGUCUCAGGCCUCCACUCCAGCUUCCUCUUCAGGUCAGACUUCAACACCGACAGCAACACCAGCACGGAGUACCACCCCAAAUCAGACUCCACCUAGGACCCAAACCCCGACGCAGCCUCUAACACCAGUACAAUCACAGCAGUCGGUAACAACACCACAGCCAAUGCAACAGUCGGUCGGGCCACCUCAGCCUACAACUCCUCUCUCACAAUCUGCGGCAAGCAUGGAUGGUAGAGUGGCCACCCCAGCCUCUGUGGCUAGUACAGACACUAACUCGCAGCAGCUCAUCACCGAAGCACCGCUGUCUGAAGCCAAAACCGAGGCCAAAAUGGACGACGUGGAAUCCGAGCCACCAGAUGCCCAGACGGAAGUCAAAACCGAGCUGAAGGAAGAGAGUAACGAAAGUGUUGAAAACAAGCAGGAUGCAAUGGAGGAGGUGGAGGAGGAGGAGAAACCAGAGAUUAAAACCGAACCCAAAGAGGAGGAGGAGACUGGAGCCAAUGCAUCAUCUCAGUCAUCAGCAUCGCCUCCACAGUCACGUCGAAAGUUUUUCAAACCAGAGGAACUGCGGCAAGCACUUAUGCCCACGCUUGAAGCAUUGUACCGUCAAGACCCAGAAUCGCUGCCAUUCAGGCAGCCUGUAGAUCCCUCACUGUUGGGAAUUCCUGAUUAUUUUGACAUAGUGAAGAAUCCUAUGGAUCUGUCAACAAUAAAACGGAAGCUGGAUACUGGGCAGUACCAGGAGCCAUGGCAGUAUGUAGAAGAUGUAUGGUUGAUGUUCAACAAUGCAUGGUUGUAUAAUCGCAAGACCUCCCGUGUAUAUAAAUACUGUACAAAAUUAGCCGAGGUCUUCGAGCAGGAGAUUGAUCCCGUCAUGCAGUCUCUUGGCUACUGUUGUGGACGAAAGUAUGAGUUUUCCCCUCAGACAUUGUGCUGCUAUGGUAAACAGUUGUGUACAAUCCCUCGCGACGCCACGUAUUUCAGCUAUCAGAACAGUUCACCCAAAUAUGGCCUUCUUGCUGACAGGUAUCACUUCUGUGAGAAGUGCUUCAAUGAAAUCCAAGGCGACAGUGUCACUCUGGGUGACGAUCCUACCCAGCCACAAACAACAAUUUCAAAAGAUCAGUUUGAAAAGAAAAAAAAUGACACGUUGGAUCCUGAGCCAUUUUUUGAAUGUAAAGAAUGUGGUCGCAAAAUGCAUCAGAUCUGCGUUCUCCAUAAUGAAACUAUUUGGCCUUCAGGCUUUGUUUGUGAUAAUUGCUUGAAAAAAGCGGGUAAAACGAGAAAAGAGAAUAAAUUCAGUUCCAAAAGGUUACAAACAACCAGGUUAGGGAAUCAUUUGGAAGACAGAGUGAAUAAAUUUCUACGGCGUCAGAACCAUCCUGAAGCUGGGGAAGUUUUUGUCCGUGUAGUAUCUAGCUCGGAUAAAACAGUGGAAGUUAAACCAGGAAUGAAAAGCAGGUUUGUGGAUACCGGUGAAAUGUCAGAAACGUUUCCUUACAGAACAAAAGCGCUCUUUGCUUUUGAGGAGAUUGACGGUGUGGAUGUCUGUUUCUUUGGAAUGCAUGUACAGGAAUAUGGCUCUGACUGUCCAACUCCCAAUACAAGGCGUGUGUACAUAUCAUACCUUGAUAGUAUUCACUUCUUUCGCCCAAGAUGCCUCCGUACUGCAGUCUAUCAUGAAAUCUUAAUUGGUUACCUGGAAUAUGUGAAGAAGCUUGGGUAUACACAGGGCCACAUAUGGGCAUGUCCUCCCAGUGAAGGUGAUGAUUACAUCUUCCAUUGCCACCCGGCCGAUCAGAAGAUCCCCAAGCCCAAACGGUUGCAGGAAUGGUAUAGGAAAAUGCUGGAUAAAGCUUUUGCUGAACGAAUCAUACACGAUUACAAGGAUAUCUUCAAACAAGCGACAGAAGACCGGUUGACCAGUGCAAGUGAGUUGCCUUAUUUCGAGGGUGAUUUUUGGCCUAAUGUUCUUGAAGAAAGCAUAAAAGAAUUGGAACAGGAAGAAGAGGAACGAAAGAGAGAGGAAAAUAGCAUUCCCAGUGAAAUGCCAGAGGGGAAGAAAGGAGACAGCAAAAAUGCAAAGAAAAAGAACAAUAAGAAAACUAAUAAGAAUAAGAGCAGCAUCAGUCGAGCUAACAAGAAAAAGCCUGGGAUGCCGAACGUGGCCAAUGACUUGUCACAGAAGCUGUAUGCCACGAUGGAAAAGCAUAAAGAGGUAUUUUUUGUUAUCCACUUCCAUGCCGGUCCUGUGGUGAACACCCUGCCCUCCGUUGUGGACCCUGACGCACUGCUCGGCUGUGACUUGAUGGACGGCCGAGACGCAUUCCUAACAAUCGCCAGGGACAAGCACCUGGAGUUCUCGUCGCUGCGCCGGGCAAAGUGGUCCACUAUGUGCAUGCUGGUGGAGCUGCACAACCAAGGCCAGGACCGCUUCGUUUACACUUGCAAUGAGUGCAAGCAUCACGUGGAAACACGGUGGCACUGCACGGUGUGUGAGGAUUACGAUCUAUGUGUCAACUGCCAUAACAUUAAAGGCCACGAGCACAAAAUGGUGAAGUGGGGCCUGGGAUUGGACGACGAGAGCGGCAACCAGCCCGACCCGCUGUCCAAGAGCCCACAGGAGUCUCGGCGCCUCAGCAUCCAGCGCUGCAUCCAGUCUCUGGUGCACGCCUGCCAGUGCCGCAACGCCAACUGCUCGCUGCCGUCCUGCCAGAAGAUGAAGCGGGUGGUGCAACACACCAAGGGCUGCAAGCGCAAGACCAACGGAGGCUGCCCCGUCUGCAAGCAGCUGAUUGCUCUCUGCUGUUACCACGCCAAGCACUGCCAAGAGAACAAAUGCCCCGUGCCCUUCUGCCUCAAUAUCAAACACAAGCUGCGGCAGCAACAGCUGCAACACCGGCUGCAGCAGGCACAGAUGCUGCGCAGGAGGAUGGCCACAAUGCAGCGGGGGAAUGUGCCUCAGCAAAGCCUGCCGUCCCCUACCUCAGCCGCGCCCGUCACCCCCACAGGGCAGCAACAGCAGCCGCCGGGCACGCCGCAGACCCCCGAACCCCAGCCCCAGCCCCAGACCCCGCCGUCCAACAACCUGCCAGCUGGCUUCCCCAACCCGCCCAGGAUUCAGCCCCCCGCCGCCGUCCCGCAGGGGAAGCCCGCCAACCAGGUGCCGGCACUGCCACAACCCCCACCCACACAGCCCCCUCCCGCUGCGGCAUUGGAGGUGGCAAGACAGAUCAAGCUGGAGGCUCAGCAGCAGCACCACCUGUACCAGAUGGCCAGCAUGAACAACGGGCUGGGCAUGGCGCGCCAGAACAUGAUGGGGCAGCAGAUGGGGCCUGUGGGGCAGAUGCCGCCGGUCAACAUGAAGGUGGCACGGCUGCCGAUGGGGCAAGCCAUGCCAAGCAUGCAGCCGGGGCAGUGGCCACAGGGGACAACGUUGUCGCAGCCCCUGCAGCCCGGCAUGCCCAGGGGCGCCAUGCAGAUGUCGCCGCAGACCACGGCCGGACAGAGGAUGCCCAGUUCCCAGCAGCUGCCGCGAGGCAGCAUCUCCCCCAACGCGCUGCAGGACCUGCUACGGACGCUGAAGUCGCCCAGCUCCCCACAACAGCAACAACAGGUGCUGAACAUCCUCAAGUCCAACCCGCAGCUAAUGGCGGCCUUCAUAAAGCAGCGAACGGCCAAGUACCAGGCCAGCCAGCCCGGCAUGCAAGCGCAGGCCCAGCCCCGGGUGCAGCAAGCAGGCAUGCACGCUCAGGCCGGUAUGCAGAACCCCCUGCAGAACCUGAAUCCCAUGCAGGCAGCUGCCCAGCGACCUGCCCUGUCCCCGCAGCAGCAAGGCCUAGGCAGCCUGAACAACCAGAGUCAAACCAUGAGCAUGAUGAACCCCGGCCACAACCCCAACCUGCCGGCCAUCAACCCCCAGUACCGGGAUCUGCUGAUCAGGAGGCAGCUCAUCCAACAACAACAGCAGCAGCAACAGCAAGGUGCUGGUAUGGCUGCAGGCAUGGCGGGUCAUACCCAGUUCCAGCAACCGCAAGGACCAGCGUACCCACAAGCCAUGCCACAACAACGCAUGCAGCAACACAUGCCGAUGGGGCAAAUCAGCCAGUUGGGGCAGAUGAACCAGCUAGCGGGCGAGGGGGCUCCCACCAUCCAGCAGACGUUGCAGCAGCGCAUCCUCCAGCAGCAGCAGAUGAAGCAACAGAUGAGCUCGUCAGUACAGCCCAACCCCAUGAGCCCCCAGCAGCACAUGCUCUCAGGACAGCCGCAGCCUUCUCACCUGCAGAACCAGCAGAUCGCCACUUCCCUCAGCAACCAGGUGCGAUCGCCACAGCCGGUGCCCUCCCCACGGCCCCAGUCCCAGCCUCCACAUUCCAGCCCUUCGCCCAGGAUACAACCGCAGCCUUCCCCUCACCACAUCUCGCCACAGACCGGCUCCCCGCACCCUGGACUGGCAGCAUCCCAGGCUAACCCCAUGGAUCAGGGACACUUUAGCACCCCAGAACAGAGUGCAAUGCUUCCACAACUGACUAAUCCAAGCAUUAGUGCUAUACACAGCGCCACUGGCGACUUAGGACUGGGCACUGACACCUCCAGCCUAACAAGCACCACCAUUACAUGUGACACACUAGAAAAAUUUGUGGAAGAAAACUUGUAGCAUUUUGGGAGAAAUUUUUCCUGAUACUUUUUUUGUACUGAAAAUUUCAGCUGUCUGGGGCCGUGCAGACCCCUGGAAGGAACUGCAACUUCCUUAGACUUUUUGGGAUGACUUGCUGUUAAAAUACAAAGAAUAUAUUUUUUGUUCAGACUGGUUGCAUAUUCUGGUCGAGUUUUUUUUUUUUUUUUUUUUCAUUUUGUUUCUUGUUUUCCUUUGUUGCUAAUGACUCUGCCUGAGUUUUUUAAAUGGAAAUGAAUGCGUUCAUUAUAUUAUUCAUAUUUUUUAUUUUGUACUUUUCAGACUUUAAGCAUUUUUGUGUUUAAAAACCAGGAACAAAGUUUUCCUUAAAAAUGCAACAUAUAAUGUAUACCAAUAAUUUUCUGCCGUGUUCUGGGAAGGUUUUUCUAUAGUGAAGUCUGUGCGGGCGGCGUUUCAAGUAUUGAAUUUGUAUAGAUAGGAAUAGACCAUUGCACAUAUGUACUGGCUAAAGCCAAACCUUGUCUUGCAGAUGUAGAAAUUGUUGCUUUGUUUCAUGAUAAACUGGUUUUAGUGAAACUAGGAUGAUCACUGAUAGAUUGUGGUGAUUUUAAUAGAAGAAAUAUCUUUCCUUUUCCUCCUUCAUUCUCUGUGAAACUUGAAAUGAGAAGAAAGCAAUUAUAGUGUAAAUCAUGCAAGUUAUAUAAUUACUAUAAAUAAGGAAACAAAACUCAAUCACUGUAUAAACUGGUUAAAACUCAUUUCUUACUUAUAUACCAUAUUGUUAAAUAAACUGUGUGCAACAGAAAA